Prorocentrum cordatum is the source of this 1166-nucleotide messenger RNA. NCBI's taxonomy places the organism in Eukaryota, Dinophyceae, Prorocentrales, Prorocentraceae. The record is from the annotation of a GenBank genome assembly.
GCGCGGUGGGCGUGCCCGAUGGCCACGACCCGAUGAGCCUCCAGCGGGGCCAGGUGGCCCAGAACGCCACGCUGUCUGACAUGGGCCGCGUGGGCGCCGAGCAACUCCUUGAGGCCAAGCUGCGGAUGCAGGUGGGGGACUGCCUGAAGAACGGCGACGUCAGCGACCACGGCCACGCCUCGGGCGCCGCCGACCCCGACGUUUUCAACAGGCCGUGGACUCACGACAUGCACACGGUUCAGGACUCGGAGGAGUGGGGCGCGCGGGCGCCGUACGAGAUGGCAGCGCCGGGCCAGAGGGUCAAGGUGGCCUUCCUGAUGUUCGCCAAUGACCACAUCGACAACGAGGACACCUGGACCUACUGGCUGGAGCAGGCAGGGGCGGCGGACCUGCAGUUCUCCAUGUACGUCCACGCGUACGGCCUGCCUCCCCGGGGGAACUCGACCUGGAAGAGCCCCUCCUUCACCCCGUACCUCCUCCAGCAGCAGGUGCGCACGACCUGGUGCCAGAUGUGGGAGGCCCAGAUGCUUCUGCUCGAGAAGGCCGUGGCCGACCCCACCAACACGCACUUCCUGAUGGUCUCCAGCGACUCGGUGCCCGUGAAGCCGAUGAAGUUCAUCUACUCCGAGCUGUCCAGCAGGCCCCGCUCGAAGUUCUGCGUCGACGACUACUGGCGCAAGCCGUGGCCGCGUGCGGAGACGUGGGCCGUGCUCCGGCGCGGGGAUGCGGAGUUCUUCGUCGAGAACAAGAAGUUCGCGACCAAGCACUUCCGGCGCGACUGCGAGGAGGAGACUGCCUGGUACUUCCCGCUGAAAGCGCGCUGGGGCUCCCACGGAGACGUGGCCGCUGUCGACAGGGAGUGCAUCAUGUUCACCAACUGGAAGGACGGCGAGAAGGCCUGCAAGGAGGAGUGGUCAAAGAACGCUGACAAGUGCAACUGCCCACAGCUGCGCCAGAAGAGCGAGAACACGCCGGCCGGCUUCAAGCACCCGGUCGUGUACCACAAGAUCCCGUCGGCCGGCUUCGAGGAGCUCGUGCGGUCUCCCUUCUGGUUUGCCCGCAAGAUCAGCGACGGGGCGCUGGCUGCCGACGUCCAGGACAUGCUGCACGAGAAUUUCACCAGCAAGCCGGCUCCGAAGCGCAGGCGCUGGCGCAUCUUCCGUUGA